ACAUGCACAGAGACACAAAAUCACCCAUCCCACAAAUACAGCAUGGAGAUGCACAGAGGCAGUCACCACAUGCAGAUACACAGACAGACACACAGACAGACACCCUUCCCCUAGAUGCUCAGACACCCACUCCUGCUCUCUCUGUAGCUCUAGCCACCAACGUGGGGCGAGAGUGCUGCCUGGACUACUUCAAGGGAGCCAUUCCCAUCAGAAAGCUGGUGAGCUGGUACAGAACCUCAGACGAGUGUCCCAAGGACGCUAUCGUGUUUGAGACUGUCCAGAACAGGCGCAUCUGUUCGAACCCUGAGGACAGGCACGUGAAGAAGGCAGUUCGACACUUGCAGAGCCGCAAGAAGUCACAGAGAGCCACUGCCCAGGACUGAUGGACUCUUUGGACCAUUCAGAGUCUUCCAGCAUCAGUGUUCAGGCCCCCAGCCCUGAGCUGCCUGAGGAGUCACAGGGAGGGGGAGGGUCACCUUCUGAACAGAAGCAAGGGACCCAGAGAUCCCAGAAUAAAGUCUUUCCUCAUCCA
Messenger RNA from Cavia porcellus (domestic guinea pig), 532 nucleotides. It is a transcript of the gene Ccl17, whose product is annotated as C-C motif chemokine ligand 17. Gene Ontology annotation, cellular component: extracellular region. The coding region runs from base 3 to 383 and encodes 126 amino acids. The transcript has 2 exons. Lineage: Eukaryota; Metazoa; Chordata; Mammalia; Rodentia; Caviidae. Gene Ontology annotation, molecular function: chemokine activity. Gene Ontology annotation, biological process: immune response. The record is from RefSeq and is a predicted model, not a curated record.